UUGAAAAUAGCCCAAAGCGUUGGGCUGAUCCACAGACCAAGCAAUCAGCUCGUCGCGCCAACCGGGAAUUUCAAGCUCCAAUCGGGAACUCUAUUUUUCACGGCGGCCUAUUGGGAUACACCGCACCGGAGAGAUCACAUGUUGGCGGCGCAAAGAAUUCGAUCUUCAUCUGCUUUCUCUUCCACGAUUCGUUUUCUUCAACUAUGGAAUAGAGGCGUCUUUGUUCACGGCCAUGCUCUAUCUUCUUCCACCGCUGGCUCUCCCGACAAAAGCUUACUUGAUCUUAAGGAGGUCGAGACGAUUCUGAAUAAGGUGAAGGCGGACGAUGUCAAAGUGAUACCAGUCCGUAAAGACUGUGAUUGGGCUGAUUACAUGGUGUUCGCCACUGGUAGGUCUACCUGGCAUGUUAAGAACAUCGCUCAAGCCCUAAUUUACCAGAUAAAGCAAAAGCAGAAAGGUGCUAGACAGUUAGUACUUCCUAGUGUGGAAGGGCAAGAGGAAGGAAAAUGGAUUGUCAUCGACUCUGGUAAAGUAGUAGUUCACGCCCUCGACGAGAAUGCCAGGAGUUAUUACAAUCUGGAGAGCCUUUGGUCCACCGAGACACCACCAGAUGAUUCAGCUCAGGAUCUGGACAGAGCUUUAGUGAAGAUACGGCCGAAGAACAACUCCAAGAAGAAACCAACACAAAAAACUCCUUAACAACUGAAAAUUCUCUCUUCAAUGAUCAUCUCAUUGUCCCCUUUUUUCAUAAUGUAGACUUGAGAGUGUAAGAAAGAAGGAACGAUGCAGAUGCUUCACUGUUUUCUGGGAAUUAUCCAUUUUCAUCUUCAUCCAUGAAAUUAUGUGAGCUUAUUUACUC
Cucumis sativus (cucumber) is the source of this 859-nucleotide messenger RNA. Its product is annotated as protein Iojap-related, mitochondrial. The coding region runs from base 139 to 699 and encodes 186 amino acids. Gene Ontology annotation, molecular function: ribosomal large subunit binding. Lineage: Eukaryota; Viridiplantae; Streptophyta; Magnoliopsida; Cucurbitales; Cucurbitaceae. The record is from RefSeq and is a predicted model, not a curated record. Gene Ontology annotation, biological process: negative regulation of ribosome biogenesis; negative regulation of translation. The transcript has 4 exons.